CCUCCCUCAGGAUGAAGGAAUAGCUCCUCCAGAGGUGGGAGUUAACUAUUUACCGGACAGGGUCCUCUGCCAAAUGUUCCCUGUUCACUCGAAAAAGGUGUUUCCCAGAUGGCUGAAUAAACUUGGUCUGGCAUCUAUUCAGUAUGAACCCACAGAGGCUCAUACAGCUGAAUGCUACAGUGAGGCCAGUGAUCACGAGGAGUCCACUGACACGCCUCCACCGCCAUACUCUGAGCACCACACCCAAGCUGUAGCAAAUGCCAGUGGUCCAUCGGCCACUGUGCACCAGGGAAGCCUUCCUUCUCCAUAUUCCUCCCCUGUUCCUAGUGAAGCCACUGGAACCCUCUCCUCCCCCGUCAGUACAAUGACCUCCCACAGCUCUGUCUCAUCUCUGGCCAAGCAUAGACGGUCUUGGCUAGACCUUGUCUCCCAGGCAACCCCUACUGCUGGUGAAACUGUGGUCUGCUCUGCUGUGGUCCAUACAAUGAGCACCUCAAUAAAGGAAACCUCACAACAUCGUGAAGCCACAGCUCCAUCUCAAGACCCCCUUGGAUGCUCAUCUAGCACAUCACCUAUGGCAAUAUCCACAGAGCCAGAGGAACCAGAAACACAGCUGAUCUCAACUGACACCAGACAAGAAAUUCUAGAUGGACAGGAAGGAACUGAUGAUGAGAUGGAAAGAUUGUACUUACAUUUGAAAAGAGCGAGUUUGUCUCCAACGGGUGAGCGGAAGCCAUCAUCAAAAUGGGAAUUACGAGCCUCAUUUAUAAAGCGUUCCAAAAACCAGACACUCAAUGAGAAGAUACAUCUCAUCAGAACCCUCAACAGCACUCUAAAG
Messenger RNA from Sinocyclocheilus anshuiensis, 838 nucleotides. RefSeq names its product interactor protein for cytohesin exchange factors 1-like. The transcript has 5 exons. The annotation marks the transcript as partial. NCBI's taxonomy places the organism in Eukaryota, Metazoa, Chordata, Actinopteri, Cypriniformes, Cyprinidae. The record is from RefSeq and is a predicted model, not a curated record.